GGUUUUUCAAAGUCGGUGCUUCUUUGUAGACUUGCUCCUCGUUUCCUUCCUCAUCCUGACUACUCUGCCUGUACAGACAGGAUUAGAUACACUCACGGCCUCCAUUGUGGUUCCUGCAACUCCCUUCUUUAUUCAGCAGCUUUUCAGAUGCCUUCUUUCAGAAGAACUGCACCUGGAAUACUAUGACAGCAAACAGUGUAAUUGGGAAUGUAUAGAUGCUGUUGAACUCUUAGCAGAACAGUGAGAAAAUUGGCUGAUUCAGUUGAAAGCUUUAAAUGCAGUAGAAAAAGCAGCUUUGCUCUCUGCUUUCAAGGCCACAGGCUCUCAACCAGCACCUGCCUUUGGAAUGGGAGGACAGCAAACCUCAGGCUUUGGGCUGUCAAGCUUUCCAGUGAGCAGCAGCAGCAGCAGUACCAGUGCCAGCAGUUUCUCCUUUAAGGCCAGUUCCAGCCUCAUCAGUUCAACAUCAUCUGGGAGCAGCCCUGCUGCUGGGAGCUCUUCUGCUGCUGCAAACGCUCCUGCAUUUGGGACAGCAUCCUCUCCUAGCGCGCCCCAACCCGUUGGCUUUGGCAGCCCGGCCGCUCCGUCCGCAGCCUCCUUCUCCUUUAAAGCAGCUGCCACGGCUGGUGGCUUUGGGACUUCUGGCUUCUCAGGCUUUGGCAGUGCUUCUGCUGUGAACUCUGCAAGCACCACUCCAGCAGCCUUUGGAGCCUUUGGUGCCACCGGUGCCACUUGUAGCUCGCCUGCGAGCGGUGCUUUAUUUGGACAGAGCACCAGUGCCUCUGGCCAUCCUGUCACCUCGGCGUCUGCUGCAGCCACCAACCCCAGCCCUGCCUCAGAGAAGUUAUUCACACCCAAGAGCGAACUGUCAGCUGAAGAGUGGCAGCAGUUUGAAGCAAAGGAGUUCACAAUCGGAAAGUUUCCUAUUAAGCCACCACCAUUAGAACUUUUAAAUGCUUUCAACCUUUUAAGUUUACUCUGAAAUGUUAAUUUUUGUCUCCUUUCUCAAUUCUCUUCUGCAGAAAGAAAUGCACAAGUAUAAACUUUUGAACCUUAUUUUGGGAUGGACUUCAUACAUCUGAAAGAUGAACUGUUGAAACUAAAAUGCCUUCUGUAUGUUGUCCUGUGAAAUUCUGUACAAAGUCUAUAUGAAAAAUAUGGUGUCAAAAGAAAGAAUGUUUCAGUCAGGUA
Messenger RNA from Passer montanus (Eurasian tree sparrow), 1191 nucleotides. RefSeq names its product nucleoporin NUP42-like. The record is from RefSeq and is a predicted model, not a curated record. The transcript has 5 exons. Gene Ontology annotation, molecular function: nuclear export signal receptor activity. Bases 347 to 982 code for a protein of 211 amino acids. Lineage: Eukaryota; Metazoa; Chordata; Aves; Passeriformes; Passeridae. Gene Ontology annotation, cellular component: nuclear envelope.